AAAAACAAAUAGCAACAUUGAUAUAAAAAUAAUCUUUUUUUCUAAAUAACGAUGUUAAUAUACGAUUUUGUAUGUGGUGAUCUGCAGAAGCGAAUGCUAGCACCUGCAGUGCAACGGUUCAUUGGGUUAUUGAUAUCGGGAGAUCCGAACUUUCGCGCAUGUAAGCUCUUUCACACCUGUCUACACCUCGUGAUGCUCUACAAAGUCUUCCAAGUGACUACAAGACAGAUCGUGGACGAAGUAUCGUUUUAUCAAUGGGCGGAAGUCUCGCCAUUACAUCACUAUCAAACCACAUGUCUUGCAUUCGGUGCAUUGUUUUGUUUUAGCACUCACUGUUUGGCAAUCGUAGGCCUUCCAGGAUUCAAGUUGGACCUCCUCUAUCACGAAUGUUGGUUUGCGGUCAUUUUUGCCAAGGUUGUGUACUACACAUGCGCAAUAGUUUACGAUGCUGUCAACGCCACCUGGGAGCUGCUCCUUCUCAGCUGGGCUCUCCUGUUGCUGACGCCCGAGGCGUUUGCCCAUUUCCUUUCAUUGGUCUAUCUUAACUCAAAGAUAUUAGAAUUACAUUUUUAACUAAUAAUUUCAUUAAAUAAUAACCUGCAAUGGACUAGAUCCGAGUCGUUCCGGUCUUUUUCACGACAGUUUUCAUAGUACCUCAUAUCGACUUAUUACGACUAGAUUGAUUUUUCAGGUGACGAUUAAACAUCACAAAGUCGUGGAAAGUGGUGUCGAUUUGUACCGUGGAACGAUUUUUUUUUGCUUAAUUCAGUAUAUUUAGACUAGUAUACAAUUGUACAGCAGCGAAAAAGUCAAUUAUUCUAUAAAUAAAAAUCUCACAAAUGAUCUCUGAAAAAAAUUCUCGGUCUUACUCAGUCCCAAUGAAAGUGCUUCCGGGUAUCGGGGUU
This is a messenger RNA of Varroa destructor (honeybee mite), 905 nucleotides long. RefSeq lists its product as uncharacterized. The record is from RefSeq and is a predicted model, not a curated record. NCBI's taxonomy places the organism in Eukaryota, Metazoa, Arthropoda, Arachnida, Mesostigmata, Varroidae.